GGGCGCUCAGAGAGGGGGUGCGCUUUAGACGGAAGCGCAGCUGCUGAGCGGUCAGAGGGGCUCGGAGCCCGGGGACACUACCUGGGGACAGCGGAGCAGCAGCCAGAAUCGGAGACCUGCUGGACUAACAGCUGGACGCGGACAGACGGCGGCGGUGGCGGCGGCGGCUCCAGUGGGGUUCUAGAGCUAGAGCCCGAGAGAUUCUGGCAGUCUGUGAAGGGGCAGCGGAGGUGGCGCCGAACCUGCCAGAGAAAACCGAGGCGGCGGAGGCGAACUCAGGCGGCGAGAAGAAGCACUCCCGAGGGAGAGGGGGCCUCCCUGAGAACAGGGAGGAAAAGAGGGACCCAGUCUGGGUUGGAGGGCAGGGGUGUGGAUUGUCGGGCGGAGUGGGGUCACUGGCACACACUCUCUCCCCGGGAGCCGUCCUGCUAGUCUCUAUUGUGGUUGGGCGGUUGCCCAAUCCUCCCCCGAGGGAGCGGUAGGGAAGUGUGAGCAUCGCUCCUACUGUGGUCGGGCUCCGUGGACCCAGUGGUCACAGAGGCGAUAGGGUAGCCCACACUGGAAGGAGAGAAUCGGCUACUGCCUCCAAUGGGAAUCCCCCUGCUUUUCCCCUCCCUAAGAGCCCCGGAUCUGAGAGUCCUGGGUAGAGCCUGCCCUGGCAGAGGGUUCUGCUUCCCGUUCUGGGAACUCCCAGCUCCUCAUGGCCCAGAAGGAAAACACCUCCUCAAAUGAAGAAAGUCCCACCUCAACCAGUAACUUAUUGCUUGACCUUGGGCAAGUCUCUGAAUUUCUCUAAGCUUUUUUUCCCUUCUGUUCAAUAAGAGGGAUUGGAUCAGAUAUUUGGAGUCCUUCAAAUAUUUGGAUUCUUUGAGGGAGGAGAGCUGUGCCCAUUGCCCCUGUAUACUCACGGGCAUGACCUGUAGAGUUAACCUGUUGGCCCUGCUCUCUUCCUAUCCCAGUCACCCCAAAGAGACCUGGUUCUUGCUCAAAGUUGAGUUAUAUCAGAUUGGGCAGGCACCCUGGGAUCUGGGGGGUAUCGGAAACAAAAGGCAUAUGGUUCAGUCCCUGAGACCAAGGCAGCAGAGUUCUCUGCCAAAAGGAAUAGGAAGAUAAGAAUGGAAGACUGGAUUGGAGCAGGCCCCUUCAGGUAGAGAUUGGGAGGAAAAUGAACAUUCCUCUUCUUUCCUUUCCACCUCUGUGACGCCCCAUCAUUGCACAGCAUCCAUCCCUCUUGCACACCUUCCCACCUGAUCCUAGGUAGCCUAGUGGACAUAUGCAGUCCAGGAGAAGGAAAUAUCUUUGGCUGAUAUUUUCAGCCUCCUGGCUCCUCCUUGUCCUCUUAGGGGCUCCUCGUCUCCGACAGCUUGCCAUCCCCCCCAGCCUGAGACCCAGGACACUGACCAGCUGGCCCCGAUGGCUGGAUCAGGAGCUUCUACCAAAUUUUGUGGAGCCCGAGGAGCUGACCAAAGAUCCCUGCCCACCCUCCUGUAGCACCCGCCAGUGGCAGAGACAGAGGCCUGGCUGCCUCAUGGAGACAUGCUUUGAUACUUCCAGGUGCCAGAGCCACGGCUUCAAGGUGUUUGUGUACCCUGUAGGGCUGACCCAGCCCAUCUCUGAAAUUCACCAUAAAGUCCUGGCUUCCAUCGAGGGAUCCGGCUACCACACAGCCAACCCUGAGGAGGCUUGUCUCUUUGUCCUCCCAGGGGAUGCCCUGAGCCCCCAGCUGCUACCACUAUGGAAUGGAGGGCAGAAUCAUCUCAUUUUCCAUCUCCACCCAGGCUCUUGGCCUGAUCUGGGCUUUGAUUUGGGGCAGGCCAUGUUGGCCAGAGCCAGUCCCAAACCAGAGACAUUAAGGCUUGGCUUUGAUGUUGCCCUCCCACUCUUCCCCCAGAGUUACCCACAGAGGGGUGGGAGUCGAGGCCAGCUGGCCCAUCUUAUUCCCCCUCCUGGAGAGGACCUGUUGGCCUUUGAAAGCCAGUUAGACGCUCGGGUCACUGGCUCUUCCAACCACCUGGACCAGAGUACUAUUUUGAUCAUCAGUGAUCACCAUGGUGAGGCCAGCGAACAUCACAGAGAUGGGCCGUGUAAACAGGACCACAACACUGAUCAGUCUGAGGAUCAGAAACGCCUGUACAACUCUACCUUCUGCUUCAUUCCUCCGAACUGCCACCUGGGCUCCUUCCACCUCCUCCAGGCCCUGAAGGCAGGAUGUAUCCCUGUGCUACUGAGCAGUGGCUGGGAGCUCCCCUUCUCUGAGGUCAUUGACUGGGGCACUGCGACCAUCAUGAUUGAUGAGAGACACCUGCUCCAGAUUAAGCCAGCCCUGCAAGAGCUGCCCCCUGCCCGGAUCCUUGCCCUCCGCCAGCAGACCCAGUUUUUAUGGGAUGCCUACUUUUCUUCGGUGGAGAAGAUUGUCCACACCACCCUGGAGAUCAUCAGAGACCGGAUCUUUAGAGCAGCUGCCCGGCCCUGGCUGCUGUGGAAUGCCCCUCCUGGGGGGCUCCUGGCCCUCCCCACCUUCUCCACCCAGCCGGGAGACUUUCCCUUCUAUUAUCUGCAACGUGGCUCCCGUCCCUCUGGGAAAUUCAGUGCCCUGAUCUGGGUGGGGGCCCUGGACCAGCCCCCCCUGAAGCUGAUCCAGGAGGUGGCAGGCUCCCAGCACUGUGCCCAGAUACUGGUUCUCUGGAGCAAUGACAGUCCUCCUCCACCUCAGGGGAAGUGGCCCCAGACUACCAUGCCCCUGAUGGUCAUUGAAGGGAGAAAGAAGAAGAGCGACCGCUUCUUCCCUUAUAGUGCCAUUGGCACUGAUGCCAUCCUCAGCCUGGAUGCCCACAGCAGCCUUUCAACCAGUGAGGUGGACUUUGCCUUUGUUGUGUGGCAGAGCUUCCCAGAACGCAUUGUCGGUUUCCAGACCCAGAGCCACUUCUGGGAUGAAAUUAAGGGCUCUUGGGGCUACACAGACCAGAGGCCCAAUGAGUUCUCAAUGGUCCUUAUGGAUGCUGCCUUCUACCACAGGUAUUACCACGUCCUCUUCACCCACUUCUUGCCUGCUCCACUAAGGGACCUUGUGGAUGAGCUCUCGGAAUGUGAAGAUAUUUUGAUGAAUUUCCUUGUGGCUGAAGUCACCAAGCUUCCCCCCAUCAAAGUACCACAGAGAAAGCCGCUCCAGGAGGUUCUCCAGCAUGCCCAAGGGGAGCAGCCUUCCAGGGACUGCAUCAGCAAGUUUGCCUCAUGGUUUGGUCAUAUGCCUCUGGUGCAUUCACAGCUCCGCUUGGACCCUGUGCUCUUCAAGGACCAGGUGUCUGUCCUGAGAAAGAAGUAUCGGCACUUGGAGAGACUUUAGACCCGGGACGCUGCCCCUGCCUGAGCUCAUCAGGCUUCCCAAAGGCCUUGGGUGGUGAAAAAAGUAUCAGAGGAAGGUUUAACCGGGCACAUUCUACUUUCCUCCAGAGGACCAGUGGAGGGGGGAACACGGUGUGGAUGGGGCAUCCUAGUUUAAGAAUGGGGAUUCCCAUCCUGACUCUUCUACUUGCCCCAUGUGUGCCCCGAGCAAAUCACUGAACCUUUCUGGGGCCUUAGUUUCCUGGUCUGUCCAAUAAGAGGUCUGGACUAGCUGACCUCUGAGGCCCCUCCCAGCCCUGAAUACAGGAACCUCUGAGGCCCCUCCCAGCCCUGAAUACAGGAACCUCUGAGGCCCCUCCUAGCCCUGAAUACAGGAUCCUAGGAAUACAGGACUCCCUUCCAGCCUUAAGAUCCAAGAAGGCUCAUUAUUGCUUAGCCUGUGCUAAGAGGAAAGUAGGUGACCCCGCGGGUCUGCUGCAUUAUGCCUUGGGAGGAAGGGAACAGCCUGAUAUCUGGCUCCCAAAGGCUGAUUAUCUGGCACAGAGGGCCCAUGCCAAGACUUCUCAGGUCUUGAGAUGCUCAGGCGGGCACCCUCCCUGCCAUCCCUCCUGGCGCCACUAGAGGGCAGCACGAGGCCAGGCUCCUUGCCCGUGGCUGGGCUUUUCUCCCUGUCCUGGGCAACCUGGUUCAUAGUUGGGCAGCAGAAGGGGAGAGCCCAGGAGGGAUAUGUUUUACCCCCUCCACCAUCAGGAGUGAGGCAGGCUAAACCAGAGCUGGGGGAGGAAAUGGGGGGAGUGGAGGAGCAGUUCACUGGCCAGGGAUUAUUAGAGACACUUUUAAAUUGAGAAAAUCGCUGCAGAACCUGUGAGCCCAGCUGGAACCAGCCAAGACUGUACUGUCUGGGGCCAAUUCAGUACUCCCUCUCUCCAUCCCUCUCCAUCCCUCUCUCUCCCUGUGUCUCUCUGUCUCUGUCUGUCUGUCUCUCUGUCUGUCUGUCUCUCUCUCUUUCUCUCUCUCCCCCUCUCUCCCUCUCCCUCCCUUCCUCUCUCUUUUCCUUCCUCCUUCCCUCCCUCCCUCCUUCUCUCUCUCUCCCUCUCUCUCUCUUUCUGUCUCUUUCUGUCUCUCUCUUCCUCUCCCUUUCUUCCCCUCCCUCUCUGUCACUGUCUCUCUCUUUCUCCCUCCCUUCCUCCCUCUCUCUCUCCCACUCUUUCUUUCUCCCCCUCUCUUCUUCUCCCUCUCUCCCUCUCUCUGUCUCUGUCUCUCCCUCUCUCCUUCAUCCAUCUCACUUUUAUGGGGGAUGGGUGUGAAGGGACCCCACAGAAGCAUUGGGGUUUGACCCUCUGGAGACAGUCUCUUGGAGGGAAGGUGAGGCCUGGAGGAGGGGCUCCUAGGGAUGGAGGCAGAUGGGCAUCUUGAGACAAGAUCCCACGGUUUGCACAGCCUUUUCCUUAGGAUGACAGCUUUAAGGUGGAUAGUGGAUGAGCACUCCCAUUUUAUAAAGGGAGAAAAUGAGGCUCCCACAGGUGUAGUGCCUUAGACACUUGGCUAAGGGAGACCUUCCUCUUCCUGGAGGAUGUUUCUAAGUCUGGGAAAGACCUUAGGGCUGAUCUCAGCCAAGCCUCAUUUGAAUGGAUGAGGAAACAGUUAGAAGAACUGGACUGGAAGCUUAGUUCCACUAAUUGCCUCCAAGACAAACCUUUACUUCCUUGGCUUCCAUUUCCUCAUCUGUGAAAUGGGGGUGGAGGAGUGGAGUGGGAAGGGGAGAUGGACUCAUCCGGAAGUCCCAUUCAGCUCUAAGUGCUCUUGGGUAGUAAAAGUGGCCCAAGAAAUCAGCAACACGAGUGUUCCCAUUUGGGCCCCCGACCUUCUUGUGUGGUGACAUUUGAGCAAGCUCGGAGGGUCUUCUUGUCUGGGCCAACCAUCAGAUGAGUGUCUCCCUGCCCCUGCCCAGCUGCCAGUCCCUUGACCUGGUCCAGGGAGGGAUGAGCUUAAAUCUCCUUAGCCCAUUGCCCAGCCCAGCCCAUCACAGUUUGCCUGGGGUGAGGCUGCUCCAGUCACUUUGGAAAUAAGGGGCCCAGGCUCUGCCUCAUCUUGCCUAGGCUAUAAAUAGCUCCUCUGGCAGCUGCACUAUCAGAGGCCUAGGAACUUGGGGGAGGGAUUGUGUAGGAGGCAGAGGUUUGGCCAGGCCCAGGGGGCAGUGAGGGCCCAUGGGGAGGGUGGUCCUUCCCAGAGGCCAGGGCAUCAGGUAUUGGGGUGAAUCCAAGGAAGUUUGGAAACUCCGCUGGUAACCCAGCUCCCGGGGAACACACUGUCCCCUGGGGUGCCUCCUGAUUCACUUGGGACACCAUGACUCAUGCUUCUCCCCAGAGCUGGGGGGGGGGGGUGGGAGGAAGGAGCAGCUGGGGGCAUUCAGUGAGGAAUCAAUCCUCCCUCCAAAAAGGGGCCAGGGAGCCAAGAGCUCUGGCUCAGGUAGUCUGGACAAGAGUCAAGAACAGUUCAGAGCUGGGGAAUGUAACCCAGGGAAAGGUUGGCUUGGCACUUCUACAGGGCCAACUCAGGCGGAGAGCACCUGGCCAGCCAGAAAGAACAGGUGUGUAGAAGCAGAGGUUGAAAGCCCAGCCUUUUGCAGAGGCAUAACAUCACAGAGUGGGGGGCACCCUUCAAGAUCUAGGUUCUAAUCCUGCCACUGACAUUUUUAACUGGCUGGACAAGUCACUCAGCCUAUUUCCUCAUCUGUAAAAUGGACUUAAUAAGACUAUCUUGUGGAGCAUUGUUAUAGUGAUCAAAUGAGAUUAUAUAUGUAAUUGUUGUUCAGUCAUGUUGGAUUCCAUGCUAAUACUGUCCAGGGGAUUUUCUUGGCAAAUUUACUGGAGAGUUUUGCCAUUUCCUUCCCCAGCUCAUUUGACAGAUGAGGAAACAGAGGCCAACUGGGUUAAAUGACUUGCUGAGGUUCACAUAGCUAAUAUUUGAGGCUGGAUUUGAACUCAGGUUUUCCUAACUCCAGGUCCAACGUUCUAGCCAUUAAAAAAAUAAUCUUACCUACUGUCUUAGUAUCAAUUCUAAGAUGGGAGAGUGACAAAGGUUAAGCAAUCUCAGUUAAGUGACUUGCCCAGAGUCAUACAGUAAGGGAGUAUCUGAAGCCAGAUUAAACCCAAAUGCUCCCAACUCUAGGCUUGGUGCUCUAUCUACUGAGCUACCUAGAUGUGCUCUAUCCAACGAGGUACCUAGCUUCCUAUAUAUUUUUAUAUAUACAUACAUAUAUAUAUAUAUGUUUUGUAUACCUUGGCUCUCUAAAUGUUAGUUAUUAGCUAUUAUCUGGAAGCAGCUAGGGAAAGUGGUAGAGGACUGAAUCUGCAGUUGAGAAAACUUGAAUUCAAAUCUAGCCUCAGAUACAUACUAGCUGUGUGAUCCUGGGUAAGUCACUUAACCUGUAUCUAUCUGUUUCCUCAUGUUGUAAAUAGGGAUAAUAAUAUCUACCAUCCAGGAUUGUUAGGCUCAAAUGAGAUAAGCCAGUUAGGUGGUAGCAGCAGCAGCAGCAGCAGCAGUAGUAGUGAUAGGGGUGGUGGGUAGUUGUGGAAGUAAUCAGCUAGGGAGUACCAAAGUUCAUAGAGUGACUGUCCUGAAGUCAGGAAGACUCAUCUUCCUGAGUUUAAAUCUAGCCUCAGACACCAGCUGUGUGAUCCCGGGCAAGUCAUUUCACCCUGCUUGGUCAGUUACCUCAUCUGUGAAAUGAGCUGGAGAAGAAAAUGGCCAAUCACUCCAGUAUCUCUGCCAAGAAAACUGGAGUGGGGAUCCUGAAGAAUAGAACAUGACUGAAGAAUGACUAACCAACAAGUAGUUGUAAUAGUAGUAGCAAUGAUAGUAAUUCAAUAUUCUUCUUCCGUUUGUAAGUCCUUGCCUUCUGUUUUAGAAUCAAAACAAAGUAUUGGUUCCAAGGCAGAAGAGUGGUAAGGACUAGGUAAAGGGGCAACUUGUCCAGAGUUACACAGCUAGGAAGUGUCUGAGGCUGGAUUCAAACCCACAACCUUCUGUUUCUAGGCCUGGCUUUCUAUUCACUGAGCCAUCUAGAUGCCUUCCAAUGUUUUUCUGAAGCAAUGACUUGCAAGAAUGGGAAGGGCUCUUAGAGAGUAUUCAUCCCAGCCCCUCACUUUACAGGUGAGGCUUAGAAAGAAGUGACUUGGUCAAGGUCCCAAGGCUUCAGUGGAAUAUUGCUAAGUCUUGGACCUUCUUGGAGCUUCUCCAGGGCUAGGUUCCUUUCCCCAUGCCAAAAUAUGGUCCAUUUCCUACCUCACCUCCCUCCACCAUCAGGGCUGUAUCUGGAUCAUGAUAACAUUAUGCCACAACCUCUUCAGGGGAUUCAGCAUAAAGGAUACAUCGUAUAGAGAGAGAAUAACAUUUAUACUCAUGCAUAUGUAUAUAAUACAUAUAAAGGAGAUAGAGUAUCUAUACAGAAUAGCUGUCAUAACUUGACAGUUACAAACUCUUUAAGAACUCUUGAGAAAUGGGAGCGAGUGUCCCGUGAUCUCUCCAGGAGCAUCACACAGCCACACUGAAACAUCCCCAAGGAUGGAUGCAACAAUCAGCCAGCAAGCAUCCUCUGAUUGGCCCAGCACACCGAGCUGUGGUUCCCUCUUCUCUCUGUGCCUUCUCUAUGUCAUUCGUGUUAGGAGCAUGGGGUUGUGGGAAGAGCACGGCAUUUGGAGCCUGCUGUCCUGGGUUUAGAGACCAGCCUUGCCUCUUAACUGCCCAGGGGACCUGAAGAAUGGAACUGUAAGAGCUAGUGUUUAUCCAGUGCCUACUAGGUGUGAGGCAUGGCGCUAAGCACUGGACAAAUAUUAGCUCAUCUGAUCCUCAUAACAACCCUGAGAGCCAAGAGCUAUUAUUAUCAUUUCCAUUUUUAGUUGGGAAAUGUGAGGCAGAGAAGUUAAUUGACUUGUCCAGAGUCACCAAGUCAAUAAGUGUCUGAGGCUGGAUUUGAUCUUAGGUCUCUCUGACUCUAGGUCCAGUGCUGAUUUCUCUUGCUUUAAGCAAGUCAAUUCUCUUUGGGCCUGUGUUUGUCCACUAUAAAAAGGUCUCUUUUUAUUGUGACUAUUUGAAAGCAUUUGGGGUUUUCUUGGCAAAGAUACUGGAGUGGUUUGCCAUUUCCUUCUCCAACUCAUUUGACAGAUGAGGAAACCAAAGCCAACAGGGUGAAGUGACUUGCCAAGGGUCACACAGCAAAGAUACUGGAGUAGUUUGCCAUUUCCUUUUCCAGCUCAUUUGACAAAUGAGGAAACUGAGGCCAACAGGGUGAAGUGACAUGUCCAGAGUCAUACAGUUAGUAUUUGAGGCCAGAUUUGAACUCAAGUCUUCCUGACUCCAAGUCCAGUACUCUAUCCAUUUUAUAACCUAGCUACCCCAAAUUGUUUUAUUUUUUUAUUGCUUCCUUUCAUUUGUAUCUGAUUCUUCAUGACAUCAAUUGGGAUUUUCUUGGCCAUGAUACUGGUGUUUUGCCAUUUCCUUCUCUAGCUCACUUUACAGAUGAGGAAACUGAGGCAAGCAGGACCCAUGGUCACCCAGCUAAUGUCUGAAGUUGGAUUUGAACUCAUGAAGGUGACUCUUCCUGAUCCCAGUCCAGUGCUCUAUCCUCUGAGCUACCUAGCUGCCCCCAAAAAAAGUCUCUAGAGGAAAGCCAUCAUGAGGAUCAAAGGACUCAAAACUACAUCCUAAGAAGAGUCAUUGAAACAGGAUCCUGAUUAAAGUCUUUUGGAUAUUCUCUAC
Messenger RNA from Monodelphis domestica (gray short-tailed opossum), 9102 nucleotides. RefSeq names its product exostosin like glycosyltransferase 1 (gene EXTL1). NCBI's taxonomy places the organism in Eukaryota, Metazoa, Chordata, Mammalia, Didelphimorphia, Didelphidae. Gene Ontology annotation, cellular component: membrane. The record is from RefSeq and is a predicted model, not a curated record. Gene Ontology annotation, molecular function: glycosyltransferase activity.